Messenger RNA from Trachymyrmex septentrionalis, 1476 nucleotides. Its product is annotated as juvenile hormone acid O-methyltransferase-like. The transcript is spliced from 8 exons. Lineage: Eukaryota; Metazoa; Arthropoda; Insecta; Hymenoptera; Formicidae. The record is from RefSeq and is a predicted model, not a curated record. The coding region runs from base 577 to 1407 and encodes 276 amino acids.
UCGUGUUAGUCUUCAAUAUAAUCGCAAUAAGAGUACUCGAAGAUGUCAAACACAAUUUUUUGCAAAUAAUUCGCCAACGUUAUUCACCAUCUUUUACGAUUGAAAACUGUUAUCAAUAGCUUUGUGUAUCAAAAUAGUUUAUUAAAAUUCUUCAAUCGAUCAAAAUUUAUUCGAGCUUCGCUAUUUACAAGAUGUUGCAAGUAUCAAGCUACAAUAUAAUCAUUGCUGUGAUCCUUUUUUUUCAUAAUAUGAUAAAAUGUGCACCAAAACAGGAAUAUCGUGUAGUCACACAAUUAUCGUAUUUGAAUUAAUUAGUGAGUGAUUUCGUGAGUGUUGUGCAAAGGAGGCGACCUGACACAGUUUGAGAGGAGGAGGAGGUCUCGGAAAUACAUCAGGCGCCAGCGGAGCAACUAGCGACCAAUGUAAUCAACGUAGCAGAUAACUCCGCUGUUACACAUCGGUCGCAAGGUUACAUUUCUAACAGUGUAGAGAGAUGGCAGCGUUGAGUAUAUAAGCCUGCUGUAAGACAAUAUCGCAGCAUAUUGCGUUUAAGAUUACUACUUGACUACCACAAUCAUGGAGAACCCAAAAAUCUAUAGAGAAUUUGACAAAGUACAAAAGAUUAGAAUAUCAUCUAUAAUCGAAGAGUUUGGCGAAGAUUUAAUGAAUAUACGUGGAAAGUGUAUGGACAUUGGCUGUGGUCCUGGAGAUAUAACAAAGGAUUUUUUAUUACCUUCUCUUGACUCAAAUGCACAAAUAAUUGGUACGGAUAUUUCGGAGAGUAUGAUCAAAUAUGCGAAUGAGACAUUUAGUGACAAAAAACAACUUCAAUUUGAAAUAUUGGAUAUUGAAAUUAAAAAUUUGCCUAAGAAAUAUAUUUCUGAAUUUGAUCACAUAUUUUCGUUUCAAACUUUGCAAUGGUGCAAGAACAUUCGACAAGCUUUCAAGAAUAUUUAUCAAAUGCUAAAACCUAAUGCAUCUAUGCUUGUGUAUAUAAUAGCAUCUCAUGAUUUUUUUGAAGUUCUUAAAUUAUUGGAGCAAGACAGCCGCUUUGCACAAUACAUACCUAAUUCGAUGAAAAAUAUUUCGCCGUAUCAAGAUUCAAAAAAUGCUCGCAAAGAAUUACGGGAAUUACUUCAAAGUAUCGGCUUUACAGUUCAUCAUUGCAGUCUUCGAGAGGUGAUAUACUCUGACGAAAAAUCGAUGGUGCUGCAGUUUUUGAGUUCGCUAAUAUGCCUCCUGACAUUUAUUAAAGACAUGCCAUAUGACUUGAUGAAAGAUUUCAAGAACAAAUUUGCAUAUGAAUACAUGAGAAGACAGAUUUAUUAUAAAUCAAUAUAUAAUGAUCAAGAACUUGUAUUAGAUCGAUGUAAAGUGUUAGUAGUUUAUGCACAAAAGAGUGUAUAACAAUUACGUAAAGAUAAUCCAUUACAAAAUAAGACGUUUAUGUAUUGUAACAUUAUUUUUUAAACAGAU